AUGCCAGGACUUCUUAUUCAGACGACGCCUUGCAAGCGGGAUUGUAUCAGCUAUUCCAAAAUCCCAUCGAAUCGCUCUACACCCUCGCCGUCUCCUUCACCAACGCUUCAAUCGCGGCCAACGAUUCAUUCUCGUCGUACACUCUCUUAUACGUUAAGACGAUCGGGAUCUCAAUCCCCUCCUCCUACUCUUCCCGGAUUAGGGAUCUCAAAUAUAGGACUUCCGGUCCCGACAAUAACACCGAGGGUAGAGGCGGAGAAGAUUGAGAUCGAGACGGCUUUCGAAAUUCCAGAGAAAGAAAAAAGUGAUGCGGAGUGCUGGAGUAGGAUGUUGAAGUUACAGAGGGAGUUCCAUUGUUACAACAGUGCGAGACUGGAGGCUGCAGUUGAAGCAUUGGAGAUGGGGUGGGGAGAGGAUGCUGUGCAAAUGCAGGAACUAUGA
This is a messenger RNA of Mollisia scopiformis, 441 nucleotides long. RefSeq lists its product as uncharacterized. The record is from RefSeq and is a predicted model, not a curated record. NCBI's taxonomy places the organism in Eukaryota, Fungi, Ascomycota, Leotiomycetes, Helotiales, Mollisiaceae. Bases 1 to 441 code for a protein of 146 amino acids. The transcript is spliced from 2 exons.